AUGACCCCAGAAAGUGUGGAAAAAACGGCUUUUCGAACACAUGAUGGCCAUUACGAAUACCUCGUAAUGCCAUUCGGACUCACCAACGCUCCUGCAAUGUUUCAAGCCAUCAUGAAUGAUAUUUUUCGUCCAUAUUUACGUAAGUGUGUAGUCGUGUUUUUUGAUGAUAUUUUGGUGUAUAGUCCAACAUGGAAACAACACAUUUGUGAUCUUUCUUUGGUAUUACAUGUUUUGAUGACUAAUCGCUUUGUGGUGAAUCAAGAGAAAUGCUCAUUCGGUCAAUCAUCAGUGGAGUAUUUAGGCCAUAUUAUUGAUGGGAAGGGAGUCUCGAUAGAUCUUAAAAAGGUCCAAGCAGUUUUGGAUUGGCCAACUCCAAAACAAGUUAAAGGAGUUCGUGGGUUUCUUGGACUAAGCAGUUAUUACCGAAAAUUUGUUCGGAAUUAUGGAUCGAUUGCUAAACCAUUGACCGAACUUACAAAAAAAGAUAAUUUCCAUUGGAAUGAAGUGACACAACAGUCUUUUGAUCUCCUUAAGACUGCCAUCACGACGGCUCCCGUGUUGGCUUUUCCAAAUUUUUCAGUUCCUUUUGUAGUGGAGUGUGAUGCUUCGGGUUGUGGCAUCGGGGCUGUUUUAAUGUAACAGCAGCGUC
Molecule: messenger RNA, 649 nt
Organism: Cynara cardunculus var. scolymus (artichoke)
Lineage: Eukaryota; Viridiplantae; Streptophyta; Magnoliopsida; Asterales; Asteraceae
Exons: 1
Coding region: 1-639 (212 amino acids)
Source: RefSeq, a predicted model, not a curated record